Fraxinus pennsylvanica is the source of this 2016-nucleotide messenger RNA. The record is from the annotation of a GenBank genome assembly. Lineage: Eukaryota; Viridiplantae; Streptophyta; Magnoliopsida; Lamiales; Oleaceae.
AUGCCCAUCACCAAAUUUAACAGAAAGCACCUUACUUUGAAGCUCUUUUCAAUCCCAUGUAAGUCACACUGUUGCCCUUACUCUUCAGCUCUUUCCAAACCCUCCGCUAAUACUGAAUAUGAUAUUCAAAAUUCACAAUUUUUUAUUGAACCCCCUGUUUCCCGUAAAAUUAUUGAGCCACCCCAAGGUUCUGGUCUUGAUUUUGAAAAAGAUCCUCCAAUUCCUGAUAAAAUAUUCAGAGAUGCCCCAAAGUCGGGGUCUUACAGACGUGGUGACUCCACAUUUUAUUCCCUUAUUGAGAAUUAUGCCAAGUCUGGGGAUUUCACGUCCUUGGAGAUGGUUUUUAGUAGAAUGAAACGGGAAAGAAGAGCUUUUAUUGAGAAGAAUUUUAUUGUGGUGUUUAGAGCUUAUGGGAAAGCACACUUAACAGAAAAGGCAAUUGAGCUGUUUAGUAGAAUGGUUGAUGAAUUUCAAUGUAAACGAACGGUUAAGUCAUUUAACUCGGUUCUUAACGUGAUAAUUCAAGAAGGUUUGUAUAGUCGUGCAGUGGAGUUCUAUAAUUAUGUAAUUGUUAGCACACAGAAUAUUUCCCCUAAUGUAUUGACAUUUAAUUUAGUUGUUAAAGCAUUGUGUAAAUUAGGAUUAGUUGAUAGAGCUAUACAUGUGUUCAGGGAAAUGCCAGUUUGGAAGUCUGUGCCAGAUGUGUACACAUAUUGCACAUUGAUGGAUGGGUUGUGUAAAGUGGAUAGAAUUGAUGAGGCAGUGGCUCUGUUGGAUGAGAUGCAGAUAGAAGGAUGUUUCCCGAGCCCAGUGACAUUUAACAUCUUGAUCAAUGGGCUUUGCAAGAAGGGGGACUUGGCUCGAGCAGCAAAACUUGUGGAUAAUAUGUUUCUCAAAGGUUGUGUUCCAAAUGAAGUGACAUAUAACACUCUUAUACAUGGCUUAUGUCUCAAAGGGAAAUUGGACAAGGCAACCGAUCUUUUGGAUAGGAUGUUGUUGAAUAAAUGCAUUCCCAAUGAUGUUACGUAUGGGACUAUUAUAAAUGGACUUGUUAAGCAAGGAAGAGCUGUUGAUGGUGCACGAGUAUUGUUGGCCAUGGAGGAAAGAGGGCACAGUGCGAAUGAAUAUGUUUACUCAGCCCUAGUUAGUGGAUUGUUCAAAGCGGGAAAACCUGAACAGGCUGUGAGAAUGUGGAAGGAGAUGAUGGUAAAGGGAUGCAAGCCCAAUACAGUUGUUUAUAGUGCUCUUAUAGAUGGCUUAUGUCGGGUAGGAAAGUCAAAUGAAGCAGAAGAAGUUCUUUCUGAGAUGAUUAAAAUGGGUUGCAAACCAAAUGCUUAUACGUACAGCUCCCUCAUGAGGGGUUUCUUCGAGACUGGGAACAGUGAUAAAGCACUCAUUGUGUGGAAAGAGAUGGCUGAUGAAGAUUGUAUGGAGAACGAUGUAUGUCAAAGUGUACUUAUCAGUGGGCUGUGCAAGGAUGGGAAACUGAAAGAGGCUCUGAUGGUUUGGAAGCAUAUGUUUGGUAAAGGACAUACACCUGAUGUUGUGGCUUAUAGUUCAAUGAUUCAUGGUCUCUGCAUUGCGGGGUCAGUAGAACAGGGCUUAAAAUUAUUCAAUGAGAUGCUAUGCAAAGAGUCUGAUUCCAAACCCGAUGUAGUUACCUAUAACAUUCUUCUUAGUGCUUUGUGCAAACAGGACAGCCUUUCUCGCGCCAUUGAUCUUUUAAAUAACAUGUUGGAGCAAGGUUGUGAUCCUGACUCGGUUACAUGCAACACUUUCUUGACUACUUUAAAGGAGAAGCUAAAUCCACCACAAAAUGGUAGUGAGUUUCUGGAUGAGCUAGUGCUACGGUUAUACAAAAGGCAUCGUGUUACAGCAGCUUCCAAAAUUAUAGAAGUGAUGCUUCAUAAGUUUCUUCAUCCUAAAGCCUCCACUUGGGAAAAAAUUAUUCGUGAAUUUUGUAAACCGAAGAAGAUUCAAACAGCCAUUGACAAGUGUUGGAAUGAAUUAUUUUAG